Molecule: messenger RNA, 13085 nt
Organism: Anastrepha ludens (Mexican fruit fly)
Lineage: Eukaryota; Metazoa; Arthropoda; Insecta; Diptera; Tephritidae
Gene: Gug
Product: arginine-glutamic acid dipeptide repeats protein
Exons: 16
Coding region: 1084-7155 (2023 amino acids)
Cellular component (GO): nucleus
Molecular function (GO): transcription corepressor activity
Source: RefSeq, a predicted model, not a curated record
UUCAAAAUGGUCGCCCUGUUUUGUUAAGUGCGCGAAGAAACUUUCAGCUCCCAUUUAGAACAAAGUAUUUAUUAGUUGAAAAGAAUAAAAUUAAAAAAUUUAAGUGAAAAACUUUCAUCAUAUUCCGUGCUUUCCUUUACAUGUGAAGUUUUCGCGCAAUUACAACAAAACAGUGCGAAAAUCCUCUGAGAAACUGUAAGCACUCGAUUUCGGACCAAAGUGUAUGCAAAAAGAUAAGUUCCCCCAUCUGCCUCUCAGCAUUUUUCGGUUCGCAGCGACGGCGAAAAGCAAACAAGCGAAAAAGUAUUGAACGUAUAUAAGUUGAGUGAGCAAAUAGCAACGGGCUACGGACAAACAUAUUGAAAGCCAUAAUAAUCUUUCUUGAGCAUUAGCGCAGGAAAAAAUACAUAUCUCUAGGAAUUCUCAGAAGCCACGCGUUGUUGCAACAUUGCCAUUGCCAGUGUUUAGGUGCAAACAUUUGAAGAAAUAAAGAAAUCGCGCUUAAACGAAGUUCCCCUUUGUAUAUGGAACAAAGCAUAUAAAGAAAUAUCUCUUAUUAAGACAAUACAGAGCAGGAGGGAAGCGGUCAAGCAUAAAAAAGCUUUUGGCACGCCGCAUUCCUCCUCGCCGUUGGGCGGAGCAAUCUGUUAGCAACUAUGGAUGAAUAGUGACUAAAAUUGUCUAUGAAUUAAAUCGGGCAAGUGUAUUUCGUUAGAGACACCGGUGUGAACGACGUAAUUGUUAGCCAUCAAACUAUUUUGGAAGUAUAAAUACUGAGUGUCGAUAGGCACAAUCGAUUUCAGAAAAUAAACUUGUGAAUUUUCAUUUGCAUUAAGUCAAGAAGCUACAUACAGAUCACGGAACGUGUGUGUCGCUGUCAUCAUUGUACUUCUACUUUCCCUCAUGCACAUACCAAACUGCGAGUGACGGACAUUUGCUAUCGCGGCCGCAUAGACAGCUGGUAGUCCAUAAUUCCAUAAACGCAACAAUUAAACUAUUCGUCAAAAUUAAUGUUUGCAUAUUUUCAUCAUAGAGGGCAAUAAAAAGCUUAACACUGGACCGGAAGCGUGUCUUUAAAGGGUAAUGGCGGCCUCCACUCAGGGAGAAAUUCGAGUGGGUCCCGGCCACCAGGUAAACGAUGUCUAUGCAAAAUUGCCCGAUUAUAAUCCAAUUUCAAGCUUCCCUGUUGACAAAGAGAGCGACGAACGCGAAUUAGAAGAAUCAAGAUGGAGUCCAGGCAUUGUGGCCGAUGGGGAUUUGUUAAUGUUUUUGCGUGCGGCGCGUUCUAUGGCUGCAUUUCAAGGAAUGUGUGAUGGAGGACUAGAAGACGGUUGUUUAGCUGCUAGUCGUGACGAUACAACAAUUAACGCUUUGGAUAUUUUACACGAUUCUGGUUACGAUCCAGGUAAAGCCCUUCAAGCACUCGUUAAGUGUCCCGUUUCCAAGGGUAUCGAUAAAAAGUGGGCAGAGGACGAAACAAAGAAAUUCAUUAAGGGCUUACGGCAAUUUGGAAAGAAUUUCUUUCGAAUACACAAAGAUUUACUACCGCACAAAGAGACACCGGAAUUGGUGGAAUUUUACUAUUUGUGGAAGAAGACACCGGGUGCCAAUAAUAAUCGACCUCAUCGUCGACGCCGGCAAAGUGCCUUGCGUCGCAAUCGUGUCACACGCGCUAGUAAUACACCUCCGAAGAAGGAGGAUACACCGGAACCACAAACGGCGACGACGGCGUCAGCGGCGGCAGAUUCGACUCGCUCGUCGCCCGUUGUCUCCAAGGAGGAGAACAGUUCUCUAACCGAGGACGACAUCAGCGAGUGCGACAGCGAUUCCAGUCUGACAAACAAAAGGGAUGAAUCACCAUCUAGAAUGAGGACACGCAAUAAACAGCAACAACAGAAUAAUAAUACGAAGGAACAAACAACACAACAGGUGGCGAAUGGUAAACGACCCAAACGUGGUACUGAAACUCCAGAUACAGUGUCGGCUGCAGAUAGUCCAAAGACACCAACUAAAGGAGCAAACGCAACCGAAAACAAUACGACAACGACGGUGGCGGCUAAUAAGCGUAAAGCGGGCGGUAAGCAGGAUACGCCGAAUAAGAAGAAGCGUACCGAUGUGGACGGUAGCGCAGGUUCUGGCAGUGGUGGCGGUAGUGGCGAUAUCACCGAUGAUGGCAGCCUUAGUAAGGACAGUGCUAAGCGUAAGCGUCCCGAUAGUCCCGCGGAAGAGAGUAUGAACUCUGACAGUCGGCCUGAUUCGGUGUUGGAUGACGCUGAGUCGAAUACGACUGAUACAGUAGAGCAGUCGUUGAAGGAGGGCAAAGAUAGCUCAGGUGGAAAAGAGGAUAGUGCUGCGACAGAUGGCGAUUCGAAGGCGGAAAUAAUUGAGAAAUCCGAAAAGCCUGGUGAAGACACCAAAGAGACUAUCAAAAAUGAUGAUGAAGAAACGAAUAUUCAGGCACCUGUUAGCGGACAAGUGGCUAUAGCAACACCUGUAGGCGAUUCAGUUGGCGUUGACACAAAAGAUCCUGCAACAAAUACAAAUGAUGGAGGCCUGAAUAUAGUCAGUGCUCCGCCAACACCAAUGAAGGUGCCUACCAUAGCAACUGUUGAGGCGCUAAACGCUUCCAUUGGACGCGGGGACUUGUCAACUGAACGUAAGGAUCCAUUAGAGAAAAUGGAUGUAUCUGAAGGUAGUGUUACCGCUGAUUUGACCAAGGAGCAGGAGAUGAUGAAGAAGAUCGCUAAUAUGAAGCAAGAGUCAUUGCAGCAGCAAUUACCACCGAACAGCUCCAACGCAAAUAUGCAAGAAAACGCUGUUUUCAUCAAGAAGGAGCCUUUGGAUGAUUCCUUGGAUGCCACCUGCAAUCAGAACAGCAACGAGCCGCAAGAUCUAAAAGUUAAAGUAGAGAUCAAAAAUGAGGAAUGCAAAAGUGCCGCGGGUAUGCCGCCGACUUCAAUGGCUACAUCUGUUAAUGAAACAACUGCUGGCUCCGAUGUCCCUCCUCAACCGCCACAUAUGCAUAUGCAUCUCCCACCAGGGGGCCCACAACCACCACCAGGUUACAUUUUGGACGGACAAAUCAAGUAUGGGCCACCGCUGCAACAGUCGAUGCCCAGUAACGACAACAACGCUCCGCCAUCAACGGGCAUGCCAUUAGGUGGACCGCCACCAACGCACAAAUACCCUAGUGAUAUGGAUAUGAAGUACAAUGAGUCUGCUGCGACAGCUGGCAUCAAAUAUGAGGGUGGCAAGUUUGCAAUGCAAGACAUUAAGUACCCUCCACCGCCACUGGAGCACGCCAUGAAGUACGGAACAGUACAAGAAAUGCAAGCAGCCGCAGCAGCAGCAGCGGCGGCGGCUGCCGCAGGUAAAUAUGAUAUGAAAUUUGCCAUGGAACAGCAGGGCAAGUAUCCGGGUGAUCUCUCAGCACAUCAGCAACCACCAAAAGGUUUCCCUGGUGAUCCGAUGAAGAUGCCUGACAUGAAAGUAUCAGGAAUUUAUCCCAUGACAAAUGCUGAGGGAAAAUACACGGGUCCGCCUAACCAACCGAGCGAUGUAGGGCUUAAGUAUGGUGGCGGUGCACCUCAAGAUCCGCAGCCACCAACUUCACACGGUGCACCACCUGGUGCAACGCCUCCACCCGGAAUUGCAAUGCCAAAGCCUCAUUAUCAACACGAGGUGCAACACCCACUGGCUCGUUCUGCUUUCGAGUCAAGUUUAAUGCUGAAAUAUGGCGAUCCAAUGGCUGUCAAGUAUGGACCCCCACAAGAAUUAAAAUAUCCUCCACCACCACAAGGACCUAAUGAUGGAGGACCAAUGAAACCCUCGCCCUAUGCUGAGAAUCUCGUCAAAGGCUCGCCAUAUGGGACCCAAGAACCUGGCGGAUUGAAAUAUCCGCCACCGGAGAGCCCAAUUGAUGCGUCAUCUCGUUCGACACCUGGACAAGAUAGUCAGGGCAGUAAUAGUAGCUCACAACCUUCAUCACAACAACAACAACAAUUCCAAUCGCCGCAUCCAUCGCCACAUUUACCUUCACCAGCGGGAGGUGGUCUACCACCUGGUAUGCACCCACAAAAUCUGGUAUCGCCACACGGUCCGCCGUCUCAUGGACAACUAAAUUCUGGUCUGCCACCAGGCUCAUCUGGACCUCCUCAACCCAGUUCUUUACACCAUCCACACCUUACACCGCCUCCAAACAACUCACAGCAAUUGCAAGGGCAUUCACAAUCGUCAAUUGCCUCAUCAAUGCCUCCUACUUCAGUUGGGGCACCGCCCCCAUUGUCAACAGUGGCUCCAUCAGGCUUGCAUCCCCAACACAUCCCGCCCAGCCAUUUGCAACAGUUACAUCGCCAGCAUCCCGAUAUGUCAAGUGGCAUACACCCGCAUGCGCCUAUCCCGCUUGCACUGCAAGGCCAUGAUCCGCGUGGUGGGCCACCGCUUCCUACUCAUCAAAUACCUCCACAACAACAACAAUCCAGUACAGUGCGCACACCAUCGCCGGCGCAGCAACCACAGCCUCGUAAUUUGCAUGAGGAGCGCAUUGGGCCCAAUAGUGGUCCACCAUCUGGACAGUCACGUGAACCCCCUACAUCGCAAGCAUCGAUGCUGCCACAGCAGUCUCCACAUGCGCACCGUAGCUCUCCUCUGUCCGGUAUGCCAGGAAACCCACCACCGGGUCUUAUUGGCCAUCCAAUGCCCAUACAUCCGCAUCUGGCACAUUUGCCACCUGGUCAUCCAGCGCAUGCUGCUGUCGCUGGAGUUGGUCAUCCUGGACACCAAAUUCUGUCGCACACAAUGGCUGGUUUGGGUCCAGGGGGUGGACCAAUCGCACUUCUGGCAGGACCACCAUCGCUGACGGGUAUGCCGGAAUCGGCGCUCAGCAGACGUACGCCCCCAUCACAUAUUGCACAACCGCAUUCCUCGUCUGCACCACCACAUUCAUCCGUUGCUGUUAGUUUGGCUUCUACCACGACGUCAGCUAGCUCUGCGCCAAGCACGAAUACUGUGCCAUCAUCUGCCUUUAGUCGCGCCAGCCCAAGUGUGCAAGGUCCAAACUCCAACAUUGGUGGGCCGCAAAGUGUUGGUGGCCCUGGAAGCGGCGGCACACCAGGCUCUUCAUCAGCACAUCGUUCAGCAUCGCCUGCUUCAAGCGUUGGUAGUUUGAGCCGCCAAAGUCCGCUACAUCCGGUGCCGCAAAGCCCACUCAGCCAUCAUCCAUCAUCAUCGGCACUUACGGCGGCAGCAGUUGCUGUAGCAGAGCGGGAUCGUCAUGCACUUUUACGUCAACAGUCCCCACACAUGACUCCUCCACCCGUAUCCAGCGCUUCCACACUGAUGGCUAGUCCGUUAAGCAAGAUGUACUGUCCACAGCCGAAUCAACGUGUGCUGGGAACUUCGCCGCCACCUCAUUUACGGCCUGGUGCUUCACCACCUGUCAUCCGACAUCCACAGAUGCCACUGCCAUUGCCAUUGAUUCCACCUGGCGCUGGUAUACCACAAAUAGGCGUGCAUCCCGGCCAGUCGCCAUAUCCGCAUCCGCUCUUACAUCCUUCCAUGUUUUACUCCCCGCACCAUCACAACCCAUUCAAUUAUGGCUAUGGUCCUUAUGGACCUGGUUUCCCGGCAGCUUACAUGAAGCCACCGCAACCAGGAGGGCCGCUCGAUCCAGCCUCGGUGUUGGGCGCGCAUCAUCCAGGUCUGCCAGGCCCUCCACCCACGCGCCCUGACGAUCCAGCGAUGGCAGCUGCAGCAGCGGCGGCCGCUGAGAAACAAGCCGUGGUUGCACAUCAAUUAAAACAACAGCAACAACAGCAUCAGCAGCAUCAACAACAACAAGCGGCAGCACAAGCACAAGCACAAGCACAAGCGCAGGCGCAGGCACAAGCGCAGGCGCAGGCACAAGCGCAGGCCCAGGCGCAAGCACAGGCACAGGCACAAAACAAACCACCAACACCAAAGACGCCCCAGGGCAACAAUAGCGGCGGUGGACCGCCGGGAAGUUCACACUCGACUCCCACAGGCCUGCCACCAGCUGGUUAUCCAGGGUCACAUUUGGGUGGUUAUCCGCCACCGCCGCAUUCUUCCCCAUUCCAAGAUGGUCAACAAAUGGGUCUUAAGCCAACAACGCACAUGGAUGCCCUGCGAGCACACGCACAUUCAGCCAAUUUGGGUGCUCCACAUCAUCCAACUGAGCCAUUACCAAUCGACAUUGAGCCCGAUCCGGAGCCGGAAAUACCCAGCCCAACGCAAAAUUUACCGCGUGGUCCUAGUCCCGAAGCCAAACCGGACGACACUGAAUGUCAUCGCUCGCAGUCGGCCAUAUUUGUGCGCCACAUUGACCGCGGUGAUUAUAAUUCCUGCACGCGAACGGAUUUGAUUUUCAAACCAGUGGCCGACUCCAAAUUGGCGAGAAAGCGAGAAGAGCGCGAUAGAAAGCUUGCCGAAAAGGAACGUGAGCGUCGUCAACAACAACAGCAACAGCAACAACAACAGCAGCAACAAGCUGUGGCUGCGCAACAGGCCGCUCAACAGGCCAAACUAAAGGCCGAAUUGAAGCCACCAUAUGCGGACACGCCAGCGCUGCGUCAAUUAUCGGAAUAUGCAAGGCCGCAUGUAGCGUUCAGGUGGGUCCCUGUUGAACAGAUGGUACCAUAUCAUCACCCAAUGGGGCCAAUAUAUAGUAGAGAGAGGGAACUGGAGGAAAUAAAGAACGCCCAAGUUGCAGCUGCCAGUCAGUCGCGUCUGGACCCGCAUUGGAUGGAGUAUUACAGGCGCGGUAUGCACCCAUCACAAUUUCCAUUGUACGCUAAUCCCGCUGCUAUCUCACAAAUGGAGCGUGAACGUUUGGGUAUUCCGCCGCCGCAUCAUGUCGGCUUAGAUCCCGGCGAGCACAUGAUACGAUUGACGAGAGAAUAUCAUGCACACUCUCAUACUCAUUUACAUUUGCCUUUGCCUUCACAGCCGCAACCACCGGAGGCCGGAUUUCAACUGCCACCGAAUGUUGGCCAAUAUCCACGCCCAAGUAUGCUUAUGCCUAGAGAGCCGGACGUUCUGCUGCGCAUGUCCUACGCCGACCAGCUUCAGUAUUUACAGGCAGCUGAAUUCCAGCGACAGUCACUGCACGAACAGUACUUCAGACAAAGGCCCAGGUAAAUGGACCACUAUGGUAGAACGUUCUAUAGCAUGCGUUAACUUUUAUGAAAGAUGAAUGAAGAAACCGACGAAGAUGAAUGAAGAAGUAGUGUCUCGCCACAGUGUUUCGCUUGGAUAACUUAACGUUAAACGUUAGUGUUUGUAUAAAUAAUGCGUACCGCGUGCAGUCGAUCGUUCUACCAGCAACUACCUACUACUACAGUAACAACAACAGCAGCGUCUACCAUCAUCACCAUUGACACAAACAAGCCAGAUUACGCAUCAAUCCACUCCGCUCCGCUUCACUCCAUUCGACUUCACUUCACUCCACUCCACUCGUAUCAACUGCACACCAUAAGUAAAAGUUAAGCCUCAUUAACUCUUUGAAAUGUACCAGCAUUUGUGCCGUCUAUUUCUUCACUAAUUGUUUGUUCGAUUUUGGACAAUGUUGCGGUUAAUGUGUGAAGUACAUUUCAUUUGUGUGUAAUGCUUAAUUUUGUGCAAAUAAUUGUUGCAAUCGUUGGCAAUUUCCCCGCGACUGUGAAAAAAAUCAGCUGCGUUAGCUCUCAUCUGGCAUGAGCACAAAUUUGACGCUGAAAGAGAAAUAAUUUAUUGUGCACGUAAUCAGAUGGACGACAGCAAAUUCAACAAACCAACCACAAAAAGAUUUGCAUAAAGAGCAAAAAGGCAGGUGAAUAAAGUGGAUAUGCCUCUAUUCACACUUAGCAUAAGUUGGAUAUGGGGGAAUCUUGGUGUAAAAUCACAAAUGUACAUACCUACAUACACACACACAAGGGCGCUUUCGUGCUUAUGCGACAACAAACACAAAAAGAAAAUAUCACAAUCGGAGCCUAAUUCUGAGCGUUUUGCAAUACAUAGGGAGAUUACAAAAAAAAAAAAAAAAUAAACAAAAAAAAAAAAACAAAUAGUUCAAGAGCAUAGAAAUUAGUGAAAAAAGCUUUUAGCAGAUAUUCAUAUGUAUGUAUAUUUUGUAAGUUACUUCAUGUAAAUUUAUACAUUUUUGUACGAUAGAUAUUUUUUGUAAAUGAGUUUUUUGAACGCAAAGGUUUUCACAAACAAAAAAAAAACAAAAACUAAAACGAAAAUAUUGUAUACACACACACAUAUGUACAUUAGCGACGACGGUUGGCAAGUGAUUACUGCGAAAAAAAGCAACAUGCACACACACACGCACUCAAAACAAUAACACUAAAGUCAACUGUAUGAUUUUGCCAUUAAUGCUUACCAAGCGCAAGCGCCAUAGCAGUUAUUUAUGUAUUUGCAUGUGUAACUACUAGUAGCUAUGUUUAAAAAAAUACGCUUACAAUAGGUUUUUGACAUUAGUUGCACUUAAAUGACAACAUACAAAUACACUAACAUAUAUAACGGAAGAGUGCAGCCAAGUAGUUUCACUAAAUGUAUGGAUGGUACAAAUGAACUGUAUAUGGAAUUUACUUUUCCUCAAGGCAAGCGCUUGUUCACUACACACAUACAUAUACAUACAUAUUAGUACAUUAUACAUAGUAAGUAUAUGUAAGUAAAAUAUUGAUAAUUGAGAUGAUGUAUCGGAAAUAGGCAUGAUAGGAAAAUUUCUAACGGUACUUUUGAUAAUUCGUUUUGUUUGUAGUUGCGCAAAAUUGCCAAAUAGGCAAAUUAUGGAAUUGUGGAAUUGUGUGGCAUAUUGAAACACACAUACACAUAAAUACAUACAUAUUAUUGUGCUGUAUACGCACACACACACACACACACACGCAAAUAUGUAAAUAGAUAUGAACUUAUCAAACAUUUUAGCAAUGAAGAAAUACGAGAAGCGUAGAAGUUUGCUAAUUUUAAUAGUAUUUUAAUAGAUUUAAAUCUACUUUUCGUUCGUGUGCUUUCACGUUGUAUUAAAAUCUAUUUAUUUAUCGCUGCUGAGUAUUAUUUGUACAUUUAUUGCAACAUAAUUUUGUAUGUUCUUUGUUUGAUAAGAGUUUUUUUUUUGUUGUUUAGAGAGAAGAUUGAACAAAAUAAGCAUAAAGUUUAAGAAAAGGAAGGAAAUACCAUAAUUGAAAUUCAAAAAAAUUUUGAAAUUAGCCUAAUGCUAGAAUUUUAAGCAGAAGUUUAAUAUAUAAUUUAAAGGAAAUAUAUUAAAAGCAGAAAACAAAACGCGAGUAGACACAUUGCAAUUUGCUAUUUGUUUGCUACUAUUUGUCUAUUGGCUCUAAAAGUAUGUAUUAAUUAAAGGAGUCGAAGAAUUGUAAAUGGUUAGCCCAAGUAAAAAUGUAUGUAAAUCGCAAAUACGCUGCAAGUGUUGAUAUCUGUGGAUUUUUAAUAAAUCAAAAACAAAAAAAAUUAUGUUGGCUUAGCAAUUUUUCCUGUCAAGCAUUAAAUUGUUGAGUUUUACUGCAAUAUUCUAAUUAUUUAUAAUUCACAACGUUAGCUUAAGAGUUUACCGUAAUAAACGUGAAAAUAAAUAUAUCUAUUUUUUUUUUACCGAAAGGACCAGCAUUUUUAACUUUACAGCAAAAACUGCUAAUUUGACUUAAGAUAUUUUGUGUUAAAAGUGCAUAGAUAUAUGCAAAAAGGAAAUAUUUUCAAACAAUUAAGCUAAUCAGACAAAUAAAAUUUGCGUAUAUACAGUUGCGAGCACGAAAAUACCGUUAGCAGUGUGCAGUGUAGCUUAAAAACUCAAAUAUUUGUUUGACUUACACAAAAAAGGAAAAGCCGCCGCCGAACGGUAGUUCGUUUUGUGGUUGGCAGAAAUACACUCGGACGUUUGGUACUGCCUGCCGAGGUGCGAUCGCUAUUAUAUUAGAAAAAACCUUUCCUAUCAUUUUGGUGUUUCGGUCUUCGAACCCAGUCACUAUCGAAUGGCAGCCACGCGCUAAUUUGUUCUACCAGCACGAAGUGGCUAAGCGCAUGUCGAUAUCUUCCAAAUUUAAUAGAAGAAAAGUUUAAAUAAUUAAAAAAUUAAAUUUAAAACUUAAAAAUCAAUUAAAAAAAAAUUUAAAAAAAAAAUUAAAAUUUUAAACGUUCUACAUAAGCCAAAAACUAGUACUUUGUUGCAAAUAUUUUUUUCUUAUUGCAUUACCGCAUAGAAACAUUGCAUCGUUAAAAUGCCAACAUCUUUUUGAUGGAAGAAAGUUCGCUUGUGCCGGAUAGAUAGAGCCGGAUAGAUAGAGCAUCCAAACGAGUUUCUAUUUAAAUGAGGUCGUGCAACUGUGCAAAACCAUUACUUACCCCUUCAAUUUUUGUGCUUCGUCGAGUUGUUCUGUUGGAAGCUGCAUUUUAGUGGUACUUCCUUGUUAUUUUUUACUCGAAAUAGAGUGGGCAUAGGCAGCAUGAAUUUUCUCCUUGGAUAUCGAGCAGAUAUUUUCUUUGCUUCUAAAAUUCUCAGCCGUCAGCUCCUCCGUCAUCCGCAAAGCUCCUCAUUAAAAAAAAAUUGCCGUUCGGAGUCGGCCUAAAACUGUAGGUCCCUCCAUUUGUGAAACAACAUCAAGACGGAGGAGGAGCUCGGCCAAACACCCAAAAAGGGUGUAAUAUAUUAAAUCCAUCAUUCAGAGUUAGCAACUUCGAUGUUUCUGAGCCAAAAGUCCUGGCAGAACAAUCGUACUGAGAUAGUGACGGAUUUGCUUUAUUUUAAAAUGAAUUGUUUGGGGUCAAUAACACAGCAAAGGGCACAAACACGAUAGACGGUCCAACGUUACCCCAAAAGGAAUCGGCUAAAUUCUGAAAAGUAAGUGCAGUUUUGUGCUGUUACAACAACAACGGAAUUUAACGAAAAUAAUCCUUAGUAUAACAUUAGUUUUAGCAUGAAUAGAAUCUUUGUCAGUAAAAUUUCACAAAAUUACAUGAAUGCCGCCCAUUCUAUUCCGAUUUUCCAAUAAAAUAUGCACUCAAAACUUAAAGCGUCCGAUCUUGCCCGAGUUACCAUACAUUUUUCAUAAGUAUUUUUUUUUUAUAAAGUCAUAUUUUUCAUUUUCAUCACAUUUCUGAAAUGUGUACAUUGGGAUGGAGUGAAAUUUUUUAUCUAAGUUAGCUUCACGUCUCAAAAUUAAGGUGCAAAAUAUUAGCUUGGAGGAAAAGAAAUUCUUCAUUUUUGCGUACAAUUUUAGCGCAAAUGGCUUAACACUGUUUUAUGGUCGAUCUUUAGCUCCUGGGCGAUGUUACGACUAUUGACAUGUCAGUAAAUUUCGAUUACUUCUGUGAUUAGGUCGAUAUUUUCGACAUUAUCGAUAUUUUCUUAACACCAAAAAUGCCUGAACGGAAUUGACGAACCCAAAAUUGCACGUAAUGAGCUGUUACAGUAUAGGGACCAUAAACAUUAUUCACAAUUUCAGCGGUCUGGCUUACAUUUUCGACUUGAGAAGAAAGAAAAACUUUACAUAAAAAAAUGUACUCUUUGUUGACUUCCAUGACUUACAUGACUUGUUAACACCCUGUAACUCAUAACUGAAUGGAGCAAGCAAAAAAAAACAGGUAAAAUAAUUUCUGUAGUGUAAAAUGUCACUUUGAAACGAGCAUAUACUUAAAAUUGUCUGAUCAAUACUUUACGAGAUAUCGACCUGUGCAGCCAUCUACCGAUGGUGUAAAAAGGUUUCCCCACUAUUAAUAUUUGAAAAAAAAAACAAGUUAAAUAAGUUAAGCUUUUACGUUCUGCUUGGCAAAAUUAUGUACGUAUAUUCAUUCUUCCUAAGACUUGCAUCCACUUUUGCUUGUUGUUACUGAUGAGAUCGAUUUCAAAGCGAUUUCAAGGCCUGCUAAGUUAAUUUAUAACCUUAUUUAGUAUUAUUGAUGUAUUUGGUGGCAUCAAAUGACUUUUCUUUAGUACUGCAGUUAAAAACCAGUACAAAAUCCUUGAUAGACAUUGGCAUGAAAUUUAAAUAAAAUUUUAUAUAAAUUCAAACUAAAAAUUAAAAAAUUCGAAUUAUAAAAAAUUAAAUAAAAUUUCGUUUAUUUUUCCAUAUUCGAUUAGGUUGGGGUCACCUCAAAACGUUAUUCUAAGAAAAUACUAUUUUGUGAUUUUUAUUAACUCUUAUAAAGGCAGCAUUUCUUUGCUUAAAUAAAUAAAAUAAAUCCAUAUUAAAAAUUAAAAUUAUAUAAAAUUAAAUAAAAUUUCGUUUAUUUUUCCAUAUUCGAUUAGGUUGAGGUCACCUCAAAACGUUAUUCUAAGAAAAUACUAUUUUGUGAUUUUUAUUAACUCUUAUAAAGGCAGCAUUUCUUUGCUGUGAUAUUAAAAAAAAAAUAAAUAUAAAAAUUUCAAUAUAAAGGUUUUUUUAAUAAGAGGUGUUAUUUUGAUAUUCAAAGAAAAAUGAAAAAAUGAUAUUAAAAAAAUAAUAUAAAUGAUCGGAUUUUUAUUUCAUUAUAAAGAGAAAGAUAUGCCGUUAAUAGUGGAAAAUAACAUCAGGUAAAUGACCACCACGACCACGCUUACAGGACAACAUCCUUUUCAUGAAAUUUUCCAUUUUCCUCGAUAGCCUCUCGAAUUCCAUCUUUGAGGUCUUGAAUCGAAUGUAGACCUUCUCUUUCACGAGGCCCCAAAGAAAAAAGUCACAAGGUACUAAAUCACAAGAUCUCGGUGGUCAAUUGUGAUCACCUCUUCGAGAGAUAACACGGUCCAGAAACUAUUCCCGUAAAAGAUCAAUGGUGUCGUUGCUUGUGUGGCACGUAGCGCCGUCUUGUUGAAAAUAAACUUUGUCCAGAUCAAUACCAUCCAAUGCCGGUCAUAAAAAAUUGUUAAUCAUCUCUCAAUAGCGCAAUCCAUUCACCUGUAACACCUCUCAUUGGAAUACCCUUAAUUAUCGCUCUACCUGAAUGCACAGUAUUUGAAAAGAAAAAAAAACGUAGACCAAUGCCACUGCUGUUUUCGUGUUCACAGCUGUAAAUACAACCCUAUGAGUUCAAAACUGAAAUAUUUGAAAAAAAAAAAAAACAAAAGAAAAAAAGCACGAAAAAGGAAACAAGGUCUUGAC